AAAUUUACAACAUGCAGAGAUAGGAAACGUGGUUAUUUUUUUUCUGUGUUGGUAGCACGAAUGUAUGGCCCCGUUUACCGCAACGUUAAAUGUAAAAUGGUGUUAUUCCUUUUCUUUAAAAAUGGUAAAAAAAAAUAUUCAACAGCAAUGCAAGACUUGUUUUCUACUGUAUGGAGCUUUUUGAACUUUGUUUGUGACGUUUCACAUCACGGAGGAAUAUAAAAUGGCAUUCUUCCAUCGUCAAGCAUUCACUCAGUACCAACGUUAUUGUAGACCUUAAUAUUAUUACCCCAUUUUUACAUUCUUGGGAAGUAUGCUUUUUUAAUGAGGGUUAUUUUAGGCUGUUAAGUUGCUACAUCGGUAUACUGUUAAGCAAAACAAAAAAACAAAACAAAAACAGAAGAAUUGUACUUUUAGUUUCUUAAUUGAUCCCCAGGAGUGCUUUAAGAAGUUGUGUUAUUUAUUAUCUGAGUUUGAAAGUUUGUUAAAUCUGAUUCAAAUAAUUAUUUUGUAUUAGUGAUCGUAGUGACACUGGUCUGUGGAGCUGUAAGAAAGUGAGGAGUAUAGGAGAAACAUUUAGGGAUUCCUGAAGGUCAAUGCGCAAGGAACAGUCCACAGGCUAUAUUGAAGAGCUGAAGGCAGUGAUCAUUGCUGCUGGGUACAGCAUCGCUUAACAAACACUGGCAACAUGCAUAAGGUGUGGCGUGCAUUGGCAAAGAAGAUGAGGAGGAAACGAAUAAGACAGGCCCUGGCACAAAAGAGAGACGAUUUGCUUCAGAAAGAACAAGAAAAAAGAGAGAAGUCUCCACGAUAUCAAGCGUGGCUUGCUGAGCAGAAUGUACUGGAAGAAUUUCGACAUGAAGAGGAGUCACGGCUGCAGACGGAGAGAGACCGUCAGUGGGAGCGUGACGAAGAACUGGCCCAACGGCAGUGGCUAGAACGUCAGGAGAGGCUUGCGCAGGCUAGAGAGGAGAAGACUAAACAAGAGUUAAAAAUUCGUGAAGAGUGGGAACUGGAACAGAAGAAACUAAAGGAGGUUGAAGAGGAGGAAAGAAGAAAGCAAGAAGAGAAGCUGCAAAAACAGGAAGAUUUGAUGCGCCAGAUUGAUGACUUCAUAAAACACGGAGGAGAACUGCCGCCUUCAGUAAACAUUUCAACCGAGACUCAUCCAGAUAAACCUAUUUGUCCAUUUUUUUCGAAGACCGGGGCAUGUAGGUUCGGUGAUCGUUGUUCUAGAAAUCAUCCAAGACCAGGCAUUAGCAAAGUUUUGUUGAUUCCUAAUUUCUAUUCCCAUUUUGGUAUCGAUCAGUCCAUGAUUGAUGAAUAUGACACCGAUCUCAUGCUGGAGUAUGACGACAGAGAAACGUACCAGCAUUUCAGGGAAUUCUAUGAAGAUGUCCUGCCCGAGUUUGAGCAGUGCGGUCGAGUGGUUCAGUUCAAGGUGUGCUGUAACUGUGAGCCGCACUUACGAGGGAACGUCUACGUUGAAUAUGCGAGCACGAGAGAUGCUGUCGGGGCGUUCCAGAAGUUCCAGGGCAGGUGGUACGGAGGCCGUCAGCUCAAUGUCGAGUUUACGUGCGUGUCUUCGUGGAAGUCUGCGAUAUGUGGCUUGUUCUUCAAGAGACGCUGUCCGAAAGGAAGGAGCUGUAAUUUUCUUCACGUGUUCCACAAUCCUGCAAAUGCUUUCGCUGGUGCAGAUCAUGAUUAUGGGUAUUCACGGCGACAGUGGAAACAUAGUUCAAGGUCACGAUCAAGAUCAAGAUCUCGCAGUCCUAGCAGGAAAAGGUCACGUAGGAAUAAAGACGAUAGGAAUAACUGGCGAUGGUCCGAGACGCCGGAGCCAUCCGCGGGAAGUGUAAAUGGUGACUCGAAACAGAACAGAGAUCAAAACUCUGAGAAGAUUCAGUCUCAACGGAGAAGAAAAGUUAAGGACAAGGAGACUCGCAGGAGGAGGAGGAGCUGCAGAACGUCCGACUCUCACAGGAAGGAAAGGAGGCGGAAAUCAUCUCCUUCCCAUUCCGUAUCCAAGUAAUGAUGAAGUUCUCCGGUCCUUGCGUGGUGGCGAUUUGUACCGUGUUCGCCAUG
Messenger RNA from Zootermopsis nevadensis, 2085 nucleotides. RefSeq lists its product as uncharacterized. Gene Ontology annotation, molecular function: metal ion binding; RNA binding. Gene Ontology annotation, biological process: mRNA splicing, via spliceosome. The record is from RefSeq and is a predicted model, not a curated record. Gene Ontology annotation, cellular component: U2AF complex. NCBI's taxonomy places the organism in Eukaryota, Metazoa, Arthropoda, Insecta, Blattodea, Termopsidae.